ACUGGCACUACACACCGCAAUGGCGACCGCCGGAGCCAGAGCGACUCCUUUCCUCCUGCUCUUCCUUGCCACCCUACUCUGCGCUGCCGCCGCCGCGUCCUCUUGGGAGGACCGCGAGCCCUGGCGGUGCGCGCGGCGGUGCGAGGACCGCCCCCGGCACGAGCGCGCCCAGUGCGUGCAGGAGUGCAGGGAGGAGGAGCGGGAGCGGGGCAGGCGCGACGAGCUCGGCCGCCGUGGCGACCGGCGCGGCGAGGGGUCCGGCGACGAGCGCGAGCGGGAGCGGGAGCAGGAGCAGGAGCAGGAGCAGAGCCGGCGGCCGUACGUGUUCGACCGGCGCAGCUUCCGCCGCGUGGUCCGGAGCGAGCAGGGAUCCGUGAGAGCGCUGCGGCCGUUCCACGAGGCGUCCAAGCUCCUCCGCGGCAUCCGCAACUACCGCGUCGCGAUCCUGGAGGCCAACCCGCGCUCCUUCAUCGUGCCCAGCCACACCGACGCGCACAGCAUCGGCUACGUGGCGCAAGGCGAGGGAGUGGUGACGACGAUCGAGAACGGCGAGAGGCGCUCGUACACCGUCAAGGAAGGCGACGUCUUCGUGGCGUCGGCCGGGGCGGUCACCUACCUCGCCAACCCCGACGGCCGGAGGAAGCUCGUCAUCGUCAAGAUCCUCCACACCAUCUCCGUGCCUGGCAAGUCCAGGUUCUUCUUCGGCCCUGGCGGGAACCCGGAAUCCAUCCUGUCGAGCUUCAGCAAGAGCGUCCAGAGAGCUGCUUACAAAACCUCCAGCGACCGGCUGGAGAGGCUGUUCGGUAAGCAAGAUAAGGGCAUCAUCGUGCGCGCGUCGGAGGAGCAGGUCCGCGAGCUGCGGCGCCAUGCCUCUGAGGGCGGCCACGGCCCGCACUGGCCCCUGCCGCCGUUCGGCGAGUCGCACGGACCCUACAGCCUCCUGGACCAGCGGCCCACGAUCGCCAACCGCCACGGCCAGCUCUACCAGGCCGACGCCCGCAGCUACCGCGACCUCGCCGAGCACGACGUCCGCGUCUCGUUCGUCAACAUCUCUGCAGGCUCCAUGAGCGCGCCGUUCUACGACAGCCGCUCGAUCAAGCUCGCCUGCGUGCUGGACGGCGAGGGCUACAUCGAGAUCAUAUGCCCGCACCUGGCGCAACGUCAUGAGGGCCGGAGCGAGCGCGGUAAGGGCAGGCGUGGCGAAGAGGAAUCCGAGUCCGAGGAGCAGGAGCAGGAGGAAGCCGGGCAGGGAUACCACACCAUCCGUGCGCGGGUGUCGCGCGGCACGGCGUUCGUGGUGCCGGUGGGCCACCCGGUCGUCGAGGUGGCAUCCCGGGGCAGCAACCUGCAGAUAGUGUACUUCGAGAUCCAUGCCGACAAGAACGAGAGGGUGUUCCUGGCCGGGGCAAACAACGUCCUCAAGAAGCUGGACAACACGGCUAAGGAGCUGGCGUUCGCGGCAAGGGCGAGGGAGGUGGACGAGGUGCUCGACGCCCAGCGCGACCAGGGCUUCCUCGCCGGCCCGGAGGAGAGCAGUCGUGAGGAGCGGGAGGAGGAGGAGGAACACGAAGGACGCCGCGGCCCCAAGGAGUGGGAGAAGGAGGAGGAACGCGAAGCACGCCGUGGCCGCGAGCAGCGUGAGAAGGAGGAAGAGCGUCGUGGCCACGGACGGCGCGAGGAGGUGGCGGAGACGUUCCUGAGGCUUGCUACCGGCCGUCUGUGAGGCCGUCUUACGCUGAUCGAUGAUCGAGCAAGCAACAAGUUGAGAGCUAGUGAGCCCGAGCAGUGAUACGCUGGACAUGCAAAUGCGGCAUGUAGUAGAAUAAGUGUGGCUCUCUAUGUAUGCU
This is a messenger RNA of Setaria italica (foxtail millet), 1847 nucleotides long. RefSeq names its product globulin-1 S allele. NCBI's taxonomy places the organism in Eukaryota, Viridiplantae, Streptophyta, Magnoliopsida, Poales, Poaceae. The record is from RefSeq and is a predicted model, not a curated record.